GGCGGGUUCUGGAACGGUCAGACGCCGUGCGGGGCGGGGAUUGGUUCUAGCUUCCGUCUGCUCCUCGGCGUUCGCGGCCGCAGUUCCUGGGACACCUGCUCGCUGCUCCUGGUACGGUGCUGAGCUCCGGCCUCGGGGUUCGCAGAGCUGGGCGCCCUUGUGCCUGGCCUCCAACCGGACCCCGCUGCGCGCCCCUGAGCGUUCGCUGGGCGAAAUGAGCGCGGACGCGGCGGCCGGGGAGCCCCUGCCCCGCCUCUGCUGCCUGGAGAAGGGUCCGAACGGCUACGGUUUCCACCUGCAUGGGGAGAAAGGCAAGGUGGGCCAGUUCAUCCGGCUGGUGGAGCCCGGCUCACCCGCCGAGAAGGCGGGGCUGCUGGCCGGGGACCGGCUGGUAGAGGUGAACGGCGAGAACGUGGAGAAGGAGACCCACCAGCAGGUGGUGAGCCGCAUCCGCGCCGCGCUCAACGCCGUGCGCCUGCUGGUAGUCGACCCAGAGGCGGACGAGCAAUUCAAGAAGCUCGGAGUCCAGAUCCGGGAGGAGCUGCUGCGCGCCCCAGAGAAGUCGGAGCAGGACGGGUCUCCGGCCACCGCCGACGCACAGGGUGCCGGCGACAAAAAUGAGGCCGAAGAGAGCCACUCGGAGCGGCGUGAACUCCGGCCUCGGCUCUGUGUCAUGAAGAAAGGCCCCAGUGGCUACGGCUUCAACCUGCACAGUGACAAGUCUAAGCCAGGCCAAUUCAUCCGAGCAGUAGACCCAGACUCACCAGCUGAGGCCUCUGGGCUCCGAGCUCAGGACCGCAUAGUGGAGGUCAACGGUGUGUGCAUGGAGGGCAAGCAACAUGGGGAUGUGGUGUCUGCCAUCAAGGCAGGAGGGGAUGAGGCCAAGCUGCUGGUGGUAGACAAGGAAGCAGAUGAAUUCUUCAGGAAGUGCAAAGUGAUCCCAUCUCAGGAGCACUUAAAUGGCCCCUUGCCGGAACCCUUUACCAAUGGAGAAAUACAGAAGGAGAAUAGUCGUGAAGCCCUAGUGGAGGCAGCUUCCGAGAGCCCCAGGCCAGCCCUGGCAAGAUCAGCUUCCAGUGAUACCAGUGAGGAGCUAAAUUCCCAAGACAGCCCCAAGAGACAGGAUUCCACGGAGCCCUCAUCUACCUCCUCCUCCUCUGACCCUAUCCUGGACUUCAACAUCUCCCUGGCUGUGGCUAAGGAGCGGGCCCACCAGAAGCGCAGCAGCAAGCGGGCCCCGCAGAUGGACUGGAGCAAGAAAAACGAACUCUUCAGCAACCUCUGAGCAUCCAGCCAUCAGCCUGCUAGGGCUAGCAGGGCAGAGCCAGUCACCCACCCACCCUAGCUCCCUUUCUCUCCUUCCCAAUCUCCUGCCAAUCAGCAUUCAAAUCAGCACCAGCAUCCCCCCUCCCUGACAAAUGAUUUCCUAGAAACCCUAUUCUUCCCUAACCUUACGGAAGAUGAAUGUUUCCAUCCUCCCAUCCCACUCCUCCCUGAGGGCUUCAUCCUACCAAGUGUCCCCAUUGCCAUUCUGCCUGGGACAUCACCGAGACCUGCACCAAGCAAGGACCAUGAGACCAGGCGAGGAGACCUCCCUCAACUGCACAUGAUGACCAGGUCCAAGGCUGACCCAGAACCAAUGGCAGUAGCCACUGCUCACACUGGACAGGGUACCUGUGGUCCUCAGAGCUGUGGCUUGGGCAUCUCUGGUUCACUUUUUUUUUUUUUUGUGGUCUUUUUGAAGCAGGGUCUCCCUGUAAGCUCCAGCUGUC
This is a messenger RNA of Nannospalax galili (Upper Galilee mountains blind mole rat), 1772 nucleotides long. RefSeq names its product SLC9A3 regulator 1 (gene Nherf1). Gene Ontology annotation, cellular component: apical plasma membrane. The record is from RefSeq and is a predicted model, not a curated record. Gene Ontology annotation, biological process: protein localization to plasma membrane. Gene Ontology annotation, molecular function: protein-membrane adaptor activity; signaling receptor binding. Lineage: Eukaryota; Metazoa; Chordata; Mammalia; Rodentia; Spalacidae. The transcript is spliced from 6 exons. The coding region runs from base 215 to 1285 and encodes 356 amino acids.